This is a messenger RNA of Elephantulus edwardii (Cape elephant shrew), 5775 nucleotides long. It is a transcript of the gene RLF, whose product is annotated as rearranged L-myc fusion. The transcript is spliced from 8 exons. Lineage: Eukaryota; Metazoa; Chordata; Mammalia; Macroscelidea; Macroscelididae. The coding region runs from base 1 to 5775 and encodes 1924 amino acids. Gene Ontology annotation, cellular component: nucleus. Gene Ontology annotation, biological process: regulation of transcription by RNA polymerase II. Gene Ontology annotation, molecular function: DNA binding; DNA-binding transcription factor activity, RNA polymerase II-specific. The record is from RefSeq and is a predicted model, not a curated record.
AUGGCGGACGGAAAGGGAGACGCCGCCACCGGGGCCGGAGCUGGGGCUGAGGCUUCGGCAGUAGCCGGCGCUGGAGAAGCAGCCGAGACUGAACCCAUGGCUCAGGGUCAUCGCCCCGCAUCACCGGCAUCGGGAGCUUCUGGACUGCGACCGUGUCUGUGGCAGCUAGAGACGGAGCUGAGGGAGCAGGAGGUUUCGGAGGUCUCAUCUAUGAACUACUGCCGGAGCUUCUGCCAGACUUUAUUGCAAUAUGCAAGCAACAAGAAUGCUUCAGAACAUAUUGUUUAUCUUCUGGAGGUGUAUCGACUUGCCAUCCAAAGUUUUGCCAGUGCACGGCCAUAUUUAACUACUGAAUGUGAAGAUGUUCUCCUAGUGCUCGGCAGAUUAGUACUGAGUUGUUUCGAAUUGCUGCUUCCAGUAUCUGAAAGUGAACUGCCGUGUGAAAUCUGGGUACCUUUCCUUCAGAGUCUUCAGGAGUCACAUGAUGCAUUAUUGGAGUUUGGAAACAAUAACCUACAAAUAUUGGUUCAUGUUACCAAGGAAGGGAUGUGGAAAAAUCCAAUUCUCCUUAAAAUUCUGUCUCAGCAACCAGUAGAAACAGAAGAAGUGAAUAAAUUGAUUGCACAAGAAGGACCUUCCUUCCUGCAGAUGCGAAUAAAACAUUUGUUGAAAUCCAACUGUGUGCCCCAGGCUACUGCUUUAUCAAAACUAUGUGCAGAAUCUAAAGAAAUCGCCAAUGUGUCAUCUUUUCAGCAAGCCUAUAUCACAUGUUUAUGUUCCAUGCUUCCUAAUGAGGAUGCUAUUAAGGAGAUUGCAAAGGUCGACUGCAAGGAAAUACUAGACAUCAUAUGUAAUCUGGAAUCUGAGGGUCAGGAUAACACAGCAUUUGUUCUUUGUACGACUUACCUUACCCAGCAGCUCCAAACUGCAAGUGUAUAUUGUUCUUGGGAACUGACUCUCUUUUGGAGUAAACUGCAGAGAAGAAUUGACCCUUCUGUAGACACUUUUUUGGAGCGCUGUCGUCAGUUUGGUGUCAUAGCAAAAACACAACAGCAUUUAUUUUGCUUGAUUAGAGUGAUACAAACUGAAGCACAAGAUGCUGGUCUUGGGGUAUCUAUUUUGCUAUGUGUCAGAGCUCUUCAACUCAGAUCAAGUGAGGAUGAGGAAAUGAAGGCAUCCGUUUGUAAAACAAUUGCUUGUCUUUUACCAGAAGAUUUAGAAGUUAGACGAGCCUGUCAACUUACAGAAUUCUUAAUUGAACCUAGUUUGGAUGGAUUCAAUAUGUUAGAAGAAUUGUAUGUGCAACCAGAUCAGAAAUUUGAUGAAGAAAAUGCACCAGUUCCAAAUUCUCUACGAUGUGAGCUCUUACUAGCUUUGAAAGCCCACUGGCCUUUUGAUCCUGAGUUUUGGGACUGGAAAACUUUAAAACGACACUGCCACCAACUCCUAGGACAAGAAGCCUCAGAUUCUGAUGACGACCUAAGUGGCUAUGAAAUAUCCAUUAAUGACACAGAUGUUUUAGAGUCAUUUCUCAGUGACUAUGAGGAGGGUAAGGAUGAUAAACAAUUUAGAAAAAGAGAUUUGACAGACCAGCAUAAGGAGAAAAGAGACAAAAAGCCCAUUGGUUCUUCCGAAAGAUACCAGAGGUGGCUUCAGUAUAAGUUUUUCUGUUUGUUGUGUAAGCGAGAAUGCAUAGAGGCCAGGAUUCUUCAUCAUUCUAAAAUGCAUAUGGAAGAUGGCGUUUAUACCUGUCCAGUUUGUAUUAGAAAAUUCAAGAGAAAAGAAAUAUUUGUUCCUCAUGUGAUGGAACAUGUGAAAAUGCCACCAAGCAGACGAGACCGCUCUAGAAAGAAGUUACUGUUGAAAAGCUCUCAAAAGGGUAUUUGUCCGAAGAGCCCCUCUGGAACCCUGGAGCAGAAUCAGUCACUGAAUGAACAAGCCAAAGGAGAAUCUCAUGAUUAUGUCACAUUCAGCAAAUUAGAAGACUGCCACCUGCAAGACAGAGAUUUGUACCCAUGUCCUGGCACAGACUGUUCCCGUGUAUUUAAGCAAUUUAAAUACUUAAGUGUGCAUCUUAAAGCUGAACACCAAAAUAAUGAUGAAAAUGCCAAGCACUACUUGGACAUGAAAAACAGAAGAGAGAAGUGUACUUACUGUCGGCGACAUUUUAUGUCAGCUUUUCACCUGCGGGAGCAUGAACAAGUGCAUUGUGGUCCUCAGCCUUACAUGUGUGUAUCUAUAGAUUGUUAUGCUAGGUUUGGAUCAGUAAAUGAACUGCUAAACCACAAACAGAAACAUGACGAUCUGCGUUACAAAUGUGAAUUAAAUGGCUGCAAUAUUGUUUUUAGUGAUUUGGGACAGCUUUAUCACCAUGAAGCACAACACUUUAGAGAUGCAUCUUACACAUGCAACUUUCUUGGCUGUAAAAAGUUCUAUUACUCCAAAAUUGAAUACCAGAAUCACCUCUCAAUGCAUAAUGUUGAAAAUUCAAAUGGAGACGUAAAGAAAUCUGUGAAACUUGAGGAGCCUACAACGGAUGAAAAGCAAGAUUGUAUUAAUCAACCUCCCUUACUUGACCAAACUGAAAAAUCACAUUUACCUGAGGAUCUUCUUUUCUGCACAGAAUCAGCUAAUUCUCAAGUAGAUGCAGAAAACCUGAAAGAAAACAGUGACAGUAAUUCCAGUGACCAGCUAAGUCAGAGCUCUUCCACUUCAAUGAAUGAAGAGUUAAUUGACACACUGGAUCAUUCUGAAGGCGUGCAGGAUGUAUUAUUGUCCCAUGAGAAAGUCUUCGUGCCCUCCAGUUUAAAAGAAAAAUGCUCCAGUGUGGCAGUUUGUUUUGAUGGGAAUAAGUUUACCUGUGGUUUUGAAGGCUGUGGUAACACGUACAAAAAUGCAAAAGGAAUGCAGAGGCAUCUUCGAAAGGUUCACCCCUACCAUUUCAAACCCAAAAAGGUAAAGACGAAAGAGCUCCUUCCUUGUUCAGGUAAUGAACAUAAUCAGACAACUGAAAAGUUUAAUGCAGAGCAUAAACCCAGUUCAGAUACAAGCAGUGACUCCCCAGAUGAAGGUCUUGAUCACAACAUUCAUACUAAAUGUAAAAGAGAAUACCAAGGUUACUCAUCAGAGGCCUCCAAUUGUGCUUCUAAAAGACCAUGUACAGAGGAUACCAUGUUAGAACUUUUGCUACGCUUGAAACACUUAAGCUUGAAAAACUCAAUAACACAUGGGUCUUUCUCAGGGUCUUGGCAAGGGUACCCAACUAGUGGUGCUAAAUCUCUUCAAUCUGUUUCGUCUAUAUCAGACCUUAAUUUUCAGAAUCAAGACGAAAACGUGCCAAGUCAGUACCUUGCACAGUUAGCGGCUAAACCUUUUUUCUGUGAGCUUCAAGGUUGCAAAUAUGAAUUUGUGACCAGAGAGGCUUUGUUAAUGCAUUACCUUAAGAAGCAUAAUUAUUCAAAAGAAAAGGUCCUGCAAUUAAGUAUGUUUCAGCAUCGUUAUUCCCCAUUCCAGUGUCAUAUUUGCCAGAGGUCAUUUACGAGAAAAACACACCUUAGGAUUCAUUAUAAAAAUAAACAUCAGAUUGGCAGUGACAGAGUAACUCACAAACUCUUGGAUAGUGAGAAAUGUGAUCACGAAGGCCCGUGCUCAGUAGAUAGGUUGAAAGAUGAUUGUUCUGCUGAACUUGGAGGUGAUCCCAACAGCAACUCUGAGAAGCCACACUGUCAUUCUAAAAAAGAUGAGUGCAGUUCAGAAACAGACUUAGAAUCCUCUUGUGAAGAAACAGAGAGUAAAACAUCUGAUGUCUCAUCACCAGUAGGCAGCCAUAGAGAAGAACGAGAAGGCAGAGAGGGUAGAGGAAGGAGAACUGUUGCUAAAGGAAAUCUCUGCUAUAUUUUAAAUAAAUACCACAAACCAUUCCAUUGUAUCCAUAAAACCUGUAAUUCCUCAUUCACCAAUCUAAAAGGCUUAAUUCGCCAUUAUAGAACUGUACAUCAGUACAACAAAGAACAAUUAUGCUUAGAGAAAGACAAAGCGAGAACCAAAAGGGAACUUGUCAAAUGUAAAAAGAUAUUUGCUUGCAAAUACAAGGAAUGUAAUAAGCGCUUCUUGUGUUCCAAAGCUCUUGCUAAGCACUGUAGUGACUCUCAUAACCUAGACAAUAUUGAAGAGCCUAAAGUGCUUUCAGAAGCAGAAUCUGUGGCUAGGUUUUCCUGUAACCAGCCUCAGUGCCCUGCUAUUUUUUAUACAUUGGGUAAGUUGAAGCACCACUUGAUGGAACAACAUAAUAUUGAAGGAGAAAUACAUUCAGAUUAUGAAAUUCAGUGUGAUCUUAAUGGCUGUGGUCAGAUCUUCACGCAUCGCAGUAAUUACUCUCAACAUGUGUAUUAUCGACAUAAGGACUAUUAUGAUGAUCUGUUUAGAAGCCAGAAAGUAGCAAAUGAAAGACUCUUAAGAAGUGAAAAGUUGUGUGAAACAGCUCACACUCAGGGAAAUGAACAGCAAAACACCAGGAGGUCUUUUACUAGUAAGGCUAAAAAAUGUGGCUUAGUCAAAGACAAGAAAGCUCCCAUCACAUUUAAAACAAGAGCUGAAGCCCUCCAUAUGUGCGUGGAGCAGUCUGAGCACACCCAGUAUCCCUGCAUGAUUCAAGGAUGCUUAUCUGUGGUAAAGCUGGAGAGCAGCAUUGUGAGGCAUUACAAACGCACCCAUCAGAUGAGUAGUGCCUAUUUAGAGCAACAGAUGGAAAACCUUGUUGUGUGUGUUAAAUACGGUACCAAAAUUAAAGAUGAGCCGCCUCCUGAAGUUGUUCCCAGCCUAAAUCAAGAAGAAAAUGGAAGCUGUGAAGCAGAGCACAUAAAACACAGUCAUGCCCUUGGUGACAGCAGCACACUUAUCCAGAGCACUGAGUCCCCACAUCCAGGUGGAAGGGAUGGAGGUCAGAAAGGAUGUACAGUAAGCACCCCAGGAUUUGAUACAGAUUCCCUGCUUUACAGAGGAACUUUGAAAUGUAACCAUGGUUCAGAAACCACUUCUUUGGAACAAUGUAAUAUAGUUCAGCCUCCACCUCCACCACCACCACCACCACCACCUCCUCCACCUCCUCCUUGUACAAUAGAAAAUUCUAUACCUAAUCCCAGUGGGACUGAAAGUGGGACUUAUUUCUCUAACUUCCAGCUGCCUUUAUCAAGGAUCAAAGACUCAGAAACUGGGCAGCAUAAUUCAGGACAAGAAAGCACUGUAAAAAAUCUAACCAGUGUCCCAAAAGAUAAUUUUAGGAAACCUCCACAGCCUAGAUCGUUUGAUUUGAAGACUUACAAACCUAUGGGAUUUGAAUCUUCAUUUCUGAAAUUUAUUCAGGAAAGUGAAGAGAAAGAAGAUGAUUUUGAUGAUUGGGAGCCUUCAGAGCACUUAAUGUUAAAUAGCACUUCACAACCCAGUAAUGACUUAACAGGGGAUGUUGUGGCAAAUAAUAUAGGGAAUGACAAUGACCCUGAAGUUGACAUACCUCAUUCUUCUAGUGACUCUGCAAUUCACGAGACCUUGACUGCAAUCCCGCCUUUAAUUGUAGCUGAGACGACAACAACAGUUCCUUCCUUGGAAAACCUGAGGGUUGUAUUGGACAAAGCAUUAACAGACUGUGGAGAACUUGCCUUAAAACAACUUCAUUAUCUUCGGCCAGUUGUUGUUCUUGAAAGAUCUAAGUUUUCCACACCAAUUUUAGACUUGUUUCCGACAAAAAAGACAGAUGAACUUUGUGUAGGAAGUUCCUAA